Molecule: messenger RNA, 2403 nt
Organism: Schistocerca serialis cubense
Lineage: Eukaryota; Metazoa; Arthropoda; Insecta; Orthoptera; Acrididae
Product: chitin-binding domain protein cbd-1-like
Exons: 6
Coding region: 1-2403 (800 amino acids)
Cellular component (GO): extracellular region
Molecular function (GO): chitin binding
Source: RefSeq, a predicted model, not a curated record
AUGAGAAACCUUGUUGAGACUCCAGAAUUAAAACAUACAACUCCAGAAUGUAUGGAGAAAUAUUUACCAAUAAGUAUUUAUAAACCAGGAAGGACGUCAGGCAUAGGGUGUAAUAUGGGCAUGGGGACAAUAAAUGAAGUGACAACCAGUAUAACAGCAGAGGGCAAAAACUAUUGGUUUAGCACCCAAAGGCCACUACAGUUUCAGUAUGAUAUUCUAUUUGAGUCAAACUAUGGAAAAUUUAGUCUUAUGUGUGAAGUAAGCUGUCAGUUUAUAAUAAAUUUUAACAAACAGAAUGUCUCAAGUGUAUUAACGACCGUGUUAGUCGUAAUUGCUACUGCUGCCGUCCGUGCAUCACCUGUAGGGGACUGUCCGCCAGUAGAUCCAGUGGACCACACAGACCAUCUACCAGACAGCAAAAACUGUUCGCUUUUCUACAAAUGUGAUCACGCAGCUCCUGUACUGUUUGAAUGUCCUGAUGGGUUGCACUUCAACCCUACACUGGAAGUCUGUGACUGGCCAGAUAAUGCAGGUUGCACAGGUGGAUCAGCAUCAACCAUAGCUCCCAGCUCAACAGCUAAGCCUCCUCCAUCAGGAGACUGUCCAGCUGUCGGCACAUGCCCUCAAAAUGAAGAUGAGAAUUCUAUUGCUAAGCACCUUCCACACGCAUCAAACUGCAGUCAGUUCUGCAAAUGUGACCAUGGGAAUCCCGUGACGUUCGACUGCCCUGCUGGACUCCACUUCAACCCUACUCUGGAGGUAUGUGACUGGCCAGAAAAUGCAGGUUGCACAGGUGGAUCAUCAUCAACUCCAGCAUCAAGCUCAACAGCUAACCCUCCUCCACCAGGAGACUGUCCAGCUGUCGGCACAUGCCCACAAAAUGAAGAUGAGAAUUCUAUUGCUAAGCACCUUCCACAUGCCUCUAACUGCAGUCAGUUCUGCAAAUGUGACCAUGGGAAACCCGUGACGUUCGACUGCCCUGCUGGACUCCACUUCAACCCUACUCUGGAGGUAUGUGACUGGCCAGAAAAUGCAGGUUGCACAGGUGGAUCAUCAUCAACUCCAGCAUCAAGCUCAACAGCUAACCCUCCUCCACCAGGAGACUGUCCAGCUGUCGGCACAUGCCCACAAAAUGAAGAUGAGAAUUCUAUUGCUAAGCACCUUCCACAUGCCUCUAACUGCAGUCAGUUCUGCAAAUGUGACCAUGGGAAACCCGUGACGUUCGACUGCCCUGCUGGACUUCACUUCAACCCUACGCUGGAGGUAUGUGACUGGCCAGAAAAUGCAGGUUGCACAGGUGGAUCAUCAUCAACUCCAGCAUCAAGCUCAACAGCUAACCCUCCUCCACCAGGAGACUGUCCAGCUGUCGGCACAUGCCCACAAAAUGAAGAUGAGAAUUCUAUCGCUAAGCACCUUCCACAUGCCUCUAACUGCAGUCAGUUCUGCAGAUGUGACCAUGGGAAACCCGUGACGUUCGACUGCCCUGCUGGACUCCACUUCAACCCUACUCUGGAGGUAUGUGACUGGCCAGAAAAUGCAGGUUGCACAGGUGGAUCAUCAUCAACUCCAGCAUCAAGCUCAACAGCUAACCCUCCUCCACCAGGAGACUGUCCAGCUGUCGGCACAUGCCCACAAAAUGAGGAUGAGAAUUCUAUUGCUAAGCACCUUCCACAUGCCUCUAACUGCAGUCAGUUCUGCAAAUGUGACCAUGGGAAUCCCGUGACGUUCGACUGCCCUGCUGGACUCCACUUCAACCCUACUCUGGAGGUAUGUGACUGGCCAGAAAAUGCAGGUUGCACAGGUGGAUCAGCAUCAACUCCAGAAUCAAGCUCAACAGCUAAGCCUCCUCCAUCAGGAGACUGUCCAGCUGUCGGCACAUGCCCACAAAAUGAAGAUGAGAAUUCUAUUGCUAAGCACCUUCCACAUGCCUCAAACUGCAGUCAGUUCUGCAAAUGUGACCAUGGGAAACCCGUGACGUUCGACUGCCCUGCUGGUCUCCACUUCAACCCUACUCUGGAAGUAUAUGGUCCAACAUCAGCUACACCAACUACUGCAGAACCAAAGAGCUCCAUAGGGUCAGGUGAUCAAGACCCUUUCAAGUCAAUGGGAUCAUGUCGUGCUUAUGAUCUAGUCCUUAUUGCCCAGUAUCUUGCAUAUAAAACCAACAGUACUGUAUAUUGUAGACGAUGUAGCAAUAAUCUGGAUAUGUCUGGAACACAUAAUAAAGUCACACGUUUAAUGCUAAUAAACUUCCUCUUCAUUGGCAUGGACGCAACACGUCAGAUAUAUACAAAUAUGUCUGUAGAUCAAAUGAAAUGUGCUAUAAAUUUUGGCUUUUAUACCGAUAUCAUAAUCAGCAUUCAUAACCGAAAGUAUCCACUAAAUUGGCAUCCAUCUCUAUAG